Messenger RNA from Cyprinus carpio (common carp), 2251 nucleotides. Its product is annotated as protein NLRC3-like. NCBI's taxonomy places the organism in Eukaryota, Metazoa, Chordata, Actinopteri, Cypriniformes, Cyprinidae. The record is from RefSeq and is a predicted model, not a curated record.
GUUUGUAACCACCAUUAAUAGAAAAGAAGAAGAAGAAGAAGAGUGUUGUAACCGAAAGUAAACUCGAAAGUAAACGCGUAUUUUGAAGAGUUAAAAUCCUUCUCUUCAGAUCUCAGAGUUGACGGCCUCAAAUCAGUUCCUCAUCAUGGAGAUCAGUGAGAGAUCUUCAUCUCCAGAUCCCAGCUGUGUGUCUCUGAAGAGUGACGCAUCCAUGCAAAACCCUCCUAAAUUCAGUGCUGAACCAGUGACCUCUGACCCCAGUAUCACCAGGAGGAAGAGUCAAAGAUCUUCAUUUCCUGAACCCAGCUGUGUGUCUCUGAAGAGUGAUAGAUCAAUGGAUAAUCCUCCUAAAUUCAGUGCUGAACCAGUGACCUCUGACCCCAGAGACGAUCAGAUUAGAGCCCAGGAUCCUCCUCAAGCAGUGAAUGAUGAACUACAGAGAGUCAAAGAGCAGCACAAAACCAGCAUGAAGAACAAGUAUGAGAGAUUAUUUGAGGGACUGAAACUCCAGGAGAAUGAAAGCCUCCUGAACAGCAUCUACACACAGCUCUACAUCAUAGAGGGAGAGAGUGAAGGAGUGAAUAAAGAACAUGAGUUUCUACAGAUGGAGAAAACAGCCAGAACACAACACUCACAAGACACUCCAAUCUACUGCAAUGACAUCUUUAAAGCCUCAGCUGAAGCAGGAUGUGAGGAGAAAGAGCAGAUCAAGACUGUUCUUACUAAAGGUAUCGCUGGAAUCGGAAAAACCGUCUCUGUGCAGAAGUUCAUUCUGGACUGGGCCGAGGGAAAAGCCAAUCAGGAUGUAGAUUUCAUGUUUGUGCUUCCAUUUCGAGAGCUGAACUUGAUCCGAGAUCAUCAGUACAGUCUUCACAGACUUCUGCUGGACUUUCAUCCUGAACUUCAAGAUCUGGACUCACAGAUUUAUAAGGAGUGUAAAGUUGUGUUCAUCUUGGGUCUGGAUGAAAGCAGAAUCACACUUAUGUUUUCAGACGCUCAGAAAGUUUGUGAUGUGACUGAGACUUCAUCAGUGGCUGUGUUGAUAUCAAAGCUCAUAAAAGGAGAGCUGCUUCCCUCUGCUCUCAUCUGGAUCACCUCCAGACCAGCAGCAGCCAAUCAGAUCCCCUCCAAAUACAUCCACCGUCUGACAGAAAUUCAGGGAUUCACUGAGCCUCAGAAGGAGGAAUAUUUCAGGAAGAGAAAGGAUGAGCAUCAAGCCAGCAGAAUCAUCUCACACAUCAGAAGAGCAAGAAGCCUCCACAUCAUGUGCCACAUCCCCGUCUUCUGCUGGAUCUCAUCCACUGUGCUUCAGAAGCUCCUGAAAGAAGAUCUGAGUGCAGAAAUCCCUCAAACUCUGACUGAAAUGUACAUCCACUUCCUGCUGAUUCAGAUCAACAUGAGGAAGCAGAAGUAUGAAGAGAGAGAUCCAGAGAAAAUCCUGCAGUCCAACAGAGAAGUGAUUGUGAAACUUGCUGAAGUGGCUUUCAAACAGCUGAUGAAGGGCAAUGUGAUGUUCUAUGAGGAGGACCUGAUUGAGAGCGGCAUAGACGUCACUGACGCCUCAGUGUAUUCUGGGAUUUGCACUGAGAUCUUUAAGCAGGAAUCUGUGAUUCAUCAGAGGAAAGUCUACAGCUUCAUUCAUCUGAGCGUUCAGGAGUUUCUCGCUGCUUUCUAUCUGCUUUACUGCUAUUUAACAAAGAACCAGGAGCCACUGCAUGAAUUUAGAUCUUCACUGCAUGAAUUCAGAUCUUACACAUUUGAUGAAAUCUCUCUAUAUGAUGUACUAACAUCAGCAGUAGAUAAAGCUCUCAAGAGUAAGAAUGGACAUCUGGAUCUGUUCCUGCGGUUCCUGCUGGGUGUCUCACUGGAGUCCAAUCAGAGACUCUUACAGGAUCUACUGACACACACAGAGAACAGCUCAGAGACCAUCAGAGAAACCACACAGUACAUUAAAGAGAAGAUCAAAGAUACAAAUGAUCAUUAUUCUCUCUCAGCUGAUCAGUCCAUCAAUCUGUUCCUCUGUCUGCUGGAAGUGAAAGAUCAGACUCUGUUCAGAGAGAUUCAGGAGUUUGUGAAAUCAGACAAACACUCAAAGAUGUAUAUCUCUGCUGCUCACUGCUCAACAAUCUCCUACAUGCUUCAGAUGUCAGAGGAGCCGCUGGAUGAACUGAACCUCAAGAAAUACAGCACAACAGCUGAGGGGAUAAGGAGACUGAUACCAGCUGUGAUCAACUGCAGAAAAGCUCUGUGA